Messenger RNA from Ectocarpus siliculosus, 1215 nucleotides. Lineage: Eukaryota; Phaeophyceae; Ectocarpales; Ectocarpaceae. The record is from the annotation of a GenBank genome assembly.
AUGAUGCAUAACAGACUACUUCUGUGCUAUUACACAACGUUGUCGGCCGAUCCGAAGCCGGAAGCGAACUUCGACGACGGGUGCGCUCCCAAUCCAAGCCUCCUCGAGACCACCCCCACCCACCCCCCGGACAACGGGACGGCCAUCGAGGUUGAAGGGCCAGCGCCGGCGGCGACUGCCUGGCGCUCCAAGGAGUCCAGCGGCGGCAAGGGCGGGGGCGGGGGCGGCGGGGGCAGAGGCAGCAGCGCGUGGGGGGUGUACUGCGACGGCCCUCUGCUGGAGGCGGUGCAAUCGGCCAGGCUUUUUCCCGACAGCAAGACUUUCGUCGACAUGCCCAUGAAGAAGGACCCGACCCAAGUGCUGGCAGCGUUCAACGCCCUAGGUGUGGUCGACAGAAAAGACCCCGGGAAGCUAGCGCAGUUCGUGUCGACAUACUUUGAGGAGGCUGGAAGCGACAUCGUGUCCGUCACUCCCGAGGACUUCUCCCCUAACCCAUCUUUCCUGGAUGGCAUCGAAGACGGCCCGCGAAGAGAGUGGGCACGUGCCAUCCACGGCCUGUGGCCGCUGCUGGUGAGGGCGAACGCCGCCGACGUGGCGGUAAACCCGCAGAGGCACUCGCUCCUUCCGCGACAACACCCGGUUGUUGUCCCGGGGGGACGGUUCCGUGAGUCGUACUACUGGGACACCUUCUGGACAAUCAGGUUUGUGCCCAACGGCGGCCGACUGUACUACACCGAGCGCAGCCAGCCGCCCCUGCUGUCGGACAUGGUGUGCGAGGUGUACUCCGCUCGACCGGACCGCGCGUUCCUGGCUCGAGCGCUACCGUCACUGGAAGCUGAGCACGCUUUCUGGAUGAAUUUCGAGAGGGGACGUGCGGUCUGCGUCCCCGCGCUCCCCCCGCCCCGCAAGACGUUCGACGCCAUGCUCCACGGGGUGACGCUGGAGGGCGCCGCCGUCCUCUUGAACCGCUACUGGACGAUCGUGUCCGGGCUUGUGGCGUAUGUUCCGGAAGACGAGAUGCGGGGGAGGAUGGUGGUGGGGCUUUGCAACCUCCCCUCCCGGGCCAUGCGCGGCGUGACGUCAUCCGGGAUGCUGCUGUGCGCCAGCAACGACGAUCAUUCGAGUGCUCAAAGUAGAAGAGGGCGAAGUUCGGUGUUCACAGCGGUUAGGUUGACCCAUGGUGUAUAUGGAACGAGGUCUCCCGACCGCAAAUGA